AUGGAAGAAGAAGCUCAAUCUGAUAUAGAAAUGCUUAGCGAUGAUGAUGAAUUAAUCAAUAGGGCAUAUCAUGAUUAUAUUCAAAAUAAAGAAACUGAAGAAGUGAUUCUUGGUACUUCUAAAUCUUUUAUUAAAUUAAAUAGUCAGACGGAAACAAGAAAGCCUGACAAAUUGAAUCGAUUGGAUUCCCUGAGAGAAUCUUUACCUGAUUCUCAAAUCGAAGGAACAUUCGGACCGUUAAGUAACAUGCAGUUUGCUGUUUUCGCAUUAGGAUCAUCAGCCUAUCCAAAUUUUUGUGCAUUUGGCCGAUAUGUCGACAAUCUACUUGGUGAACUAGGAGGUGAGAGGCUAUUAAACUUAUUUCAAGGCGAUGAAAUGUGUGGUCAAGAACAGUCAUUUCAAAAAUGGGCAACAGACGUCUUCAACGUUUCUUGUGAAACAUUCUGUAUAGAUGAUGAAGAAACUUUAUUAGAGGCAGCUGAAUCAUUAGAAUCAGAUAUUAUUUCACCACUAACUGUAAGGUUUAUCAAGUCACAACAACAGAGCUUACUAAAAUCAUUAAAUAAAUGCCACAACAGAAAUAUUUUUUCAUGUAACUUGAUUAAAAAAACUGACUUAAGCACAGAACGACUCUCACGUUCUGGCAAAAUUAAUAACUGA
This is a messenger RNA of Phymastichus coffea, 660 nucleotides long. Its product is annotated as nitric oxide synthase, salivary gland-like. Gene Ontology annotation, molecular function: nitric-oxide synthase activity; FMN binding. NCBI's taxonomy places the organism in Eukaryota, Metazoa, Arthropoda, Insecta, Hymenoptera, Eulophidae. The record is from RefSeq and is a predicted model, not a curated record. The coding region runs from base 1 to 660 and encodes 219 amino acids. The transcript has 6 exons. Gene Ontology annotation, biological process: nitric oxide biosynthetic process.